CCCACCUAUUAAGCCGCCCUCUUUUACGGCCGUGUCUGUACGGUGAGGUCGCGCACUGUCUAGCUGCCGGUAUAUCUUACUUCCAACGCAAGAUGUCGGGAAACAAGGAGCGUACCUUCAUCAUGAUCAAGCCCGACGGUGUCCAGCGUGGACUCGUCGGCGAAAUAAUCAAGCGUUUUGAGCAGAAAGGAUUUAAGCUGGUGGCAAUGAAGUUCAUGCAGUCAUCGGUGGACCACCUGAAGCUGCACUAUGCCGACCUCUCGGAGAAACCCUUCUUCAAUGGCCUGGUCAAGUACAUGGCCAGCGGGCCGCUGGUACCCAUGGUCUGGGAGGGCCUGGACGCCGUCAAGACGGGCCGCGUCAUGCUGGGCGAGACCAAGCCCCAGGACUCCAAGCCGGGCACCAUCCGCGGCGACUACGCCGUCCAGGUCGGCCGCAACAUCGUGCACGGCUCCGACUCGGUCAAGUCGGCGGAGAAGGAGAUUGACCUGUGGUUCAAGCCGGAGGAGCUGACCAACUGGACGUCUGCCUCCCACAGCUGGGUCUACGAAGACUAAGCAGCACUCUACCGCCACCUAUCGGCACCCCGCCAGCGCCACCUCGCGGACAAACAUUUUGAUGCAGGCUGGACCUGGAGGUGUAGGACUAGGCAGUUAAUUGCAGUCGUCACCUUGUGAUUUAUGCUUUUUGCUCUUGUGUUUACUUUGACAACAAUGUCUUACACCCUAGGGGCCAAUAUACUGCUCGAAUCAG
Molecule: messenger RNA, 753 nt
Organism: Pollicipes pollicipes
Lineage: Eukaryota; Metazoa; Arthropoda; Thecostraca; Pollicipedomorpha; Pollicipedidae
Gene: awd
Product: nucleoside diphosphate kinase
Exons: 3
Coding region: 93-557 (154 amino acids)
Biological process (GO): GTP biosynthetic process; UTP biosynthetic process; CTP biosynthetic process
Molecular function (GO): nucleoside diphosphate kinase activity
Source: RefSeq, a predicted model, not a curated record